Molecule: messenger RNA, 1911 nt
Organism: Nezara viridula (southern green stink bug)
Lineage: Eukaryota; Metazoa; Arthropoda; Insecta; Hemiptera; Pentatomidae
Source: the annotation of a GenBank genome assembly
AUGGAUUAUUCUUGCCAUACUUAUUUCUCCGAUAAUGUGUAUGAAGUUAUCAUUAACUUAAGGUUAGCUGCAUCUUCUUGCAGCACUGAAGUUGUUGAUAAAAAUUUGGUUUUUGAUUGGAAUGCUGUAGAAAAUGAGUUAAAGAAUAUUUCUGAAUGUGAUGACAUUCUUGAAAACUCUUGGGAAUGGUACAGAGACAAAAUAACAAUUUUAUGGGGAAUCAUGCUAUCAGUUGAUAAAAAUUUUAGAAAGAGUUCAGAUUUAGAAAAGAAAAAAAUGUUUGAAUUGUCAUCUUGGGUUUUCAAUUUUGACGAGUUUAAAGAUAUUUAUGAUAAAUUGACAACAACUCGAGAUAGUGAACUUCUCUUCUGUCUCCUAAAAUUGACUUCUUAUUUAGAUAGAGCAUUAGGGGAUGUUUAUAAGACAACCUGUGAACAUGUUCCAUUUCUUUUGAAGGACAUGCUAGCAUCUAAUAUCCUGACUGAAGUAUUUGGUAAAACGCCGAUGAAAUUUCUUCAGUUGUUAAUUGGAACUGUUAGAGGAUUAAAUCUGCGUAAUAUAGCUUGGCAUGGAUUCUUUUCUCCUGGUGAACUCCAUCAGAGCAUUAUUUCAACGCUGUUUAUUGUCAUCGCUUCAUUAGGAAUGUCACUAAAGAGUUUUGAAAGGAGACCCACUAUUAAAUAUGAUACUUUAAAGACUUAUUCUCAAUGCUUAAUUCAAUUUCUUGGAACAAUUGAUUUUGAUAAAACAAAAUUUAUGAACACUGUUAAGAUCUGUCCAUUUAUAUCAAGAAACCAUUGGUUAUACUGGGAAUAUGCUUCUGAUUUGUAUAUUCAGGGCUGUUUUGGAGAUAGUCUGAUACUUCUGAUGCCUUUGAAAGAAUUUUUUUUACGAUCAAUUUUUUGUUUUGCUAAUAAUUGUUCUGAAAGAGUUUUAACGGCGGAAUCUACUGCUUUUUAUGUAACCAUUGAUGAUAUACUGGCCCCAACAGUUGGAUCAGCAGAAAACAAACUAGAACAUACUUUAGGACCUAAAAUGUUAGAAAUGUUACUAGAUUUAUAUAUAUAUGAGGAAGGACCACGCUUAAGAGAUAGAAUAAGUCACUCUGAAAUAAAACCAUAUGAUAUUCCUGAGGAUAUUGCCAGAUGUGUGUUUGAUAUAAGUAUUCUACUUAUGUUAAUUUCAAUAAAUGCUAGAAAAGAGCUGAUUGUAGUAGAGAGAAUGAUUAAUUCAGAAUACAGCUCUUCGCUGAUUGAUUUGUCUUUAAAAUAUAAGCCUCAAUUUCAUCCAAUCAACAUAUUUAAACGUUCUUUUAUUAAUAUAAUUAUCAGUGUUAAAUUGUGGGAUGAACUUCCAAGACCAUCUGAAAUGGAUAACGUUGCUGACUUCCAUGCUAAUAAUAAAGCUGUGGAUUUUUUGAAUAAAAUAACUGGACAUUUUGAUUUUGUAAACUACUCUAAUGACCUAAUUAAAAUGAUUAAUGAUUUGGAACCAGAAACCAUCCACAGACCUAAACAUGAAAUGGAAUUGAUUUUAAUACUUAAGAGAAUUGUUUUUUCUCUUGAAGAAUUAAAUUCAAAUAUGAAUGAAAGCUGUCAUAGUAAACUUGUUCUUUGGAAAAACAAACAAAUGAAAUCGAGAAAUAGAGAGAGCUAUAAAAGGAUGCUACAGUGUAUUCCCAACCUGCAAUGUGGCAUCGGUUGUGUAUUUCAUGCAAUGUUCAUUACAUUACAGAAAUUCCAAAAAAGUGAAGCUAGUGUUGUAAAAAAAAAUCAGAGAUUUUUCAAGUUAUGCCUGAAAUAUGCUGAAAAUGCUUCUACAAUGAGUUCCAUAAGGAAGAAUCGUUGGAAAGAACUUGAAGAGGCAACAUUUAAUAUUUGUAAUAUAAUAUCAUCAGAACCCUUAACAUAA